AUGCCUGUGGCAUCUGGCAAGGCAAAAUCGAAGAAGUGCCAAAGGGCGUGUGAGCGAUGUCGAUCAAUGAAGGUCAAGUGCUCAGGGUUUAGCCCUUGCACGAGAUGUGCGCGGAGAAACAAGCACUGCCAUUUCCCGGUGGAGGAGGUGCGGGUCUCUGUGUCGGAACGAUAUCCAGAAACGGAAGCUCUGGGAGAUACGCAUCUACAGCACUUCAUAAUCGCAAUUCCGAUGGAGGUGUCGAGUGAACUAUUAGAUAGCCAAGCAGAUAUUGGAUGGCGCUCGAUGUCAAAUGUGAGUGGACUUCGUAUUGAUAGCUUUCUUCCGGGGAUAGAGCAUCCUUUGCAUAUACAAGAAGAAUCCCAAACGGGACAAGGAAUCAACAAUAGAGCGGAAGAAGUUACCGACAGAUCAAGAUUCUCUCAGAAUCCUCUGGUUGAUAGGGAUCCCUCCUUUGCACAGACCCCGGAUGGCCGAUUUUGGUACAUGGGACCAACAUCUUCAUGGUCCUUUUGCCGUCGAGUUCUCGCUUUGAUAGGCAGAAAGGUUCCUGAAUCGAACUGCCCGCCAGACCCGUUUCAUAUUGAUGGCGUGGCUUUCAGGUUGAACUGGCGACCGUUUCCUCCCGAUGAAGUACCUGAUGUCACCAACCUCCCACCGUUGGACUAUGCACUGUUUUUAUUCAGCACAGUCAAGUUCUAUUUUGGCUUCCUUUCUUUGAUGAUUGAUGAGACUGCUUAUUUGCAAGACCUGCAUGAAUUUUACCGGGAUCCACCAGCGAAGGCUGCUGCCAAGAGACCUUGGUACUGUCAGUAUUUACUUAACCGUUUCUGGCACACCCCUGGGCAUCAAUACGCGUCCCGAGCGAUGGCACUGUUACCCGAUUUGUCAGGAGUUGAUGAAGACCCUUUGAGCUGUAUUCAGGCACUUAGCCUAGCAGCAGUGUAUCUUCAAUCAAUUGAUAUGAGAAGGGCGGCAUUUCAGCAUAUUGGGCAAGCCUUGCGUGGCUGUAUCAUUGAAGGGAUACACAGACAUGUACCAGAGGAAAUAUGUGGACCCGAGCUCUCAAAACGAUCCAGAAUAAUCUUUUGGGUGGUCUACCUGCUAGAUCGAGAAUUCUCUGCUUCAAUUGGUGCACCCAGCUCAAUCAGAGAUGAAGAUAUCACUGUCCGGCUGCCGGCAGAGAUGGACGACUCAGUAGAACAUGUCAACCUGACAUUGCAUGUUCGACUUUCGCGGCUCAUGGCUACGAUUUUGACGACCGUUUAUGGGGUUGGCAAUGAAUCUGAUGACACACUAGUCCGCAGCACACAGUCCAUUCUUCACAGCAUGGCUGCACUUUCUUAUGACUUGACGGACUUUUUGAACACUAAUUUCCAUGGACUCAUCAGCCGUGCCUCGAAAAUGGCGAUUCGUCUGAUGCUAGCCCAUCAUCAUUGUGUGGUACUUACGACAAGACCGCUAGUGAUGUGCGCACUCCACAUGCAUAUCGAACGAACAGAGAGAGAAACAUCCCAAACAAUAAGCCUGACACAACCCGUUGCGUCCUUAUUACAAUGCUGCGCGGAUUCCGCUCAGACUAUUCUUCAAACUCUUCGUAUUCUAGCUGAUGACGAUUUGCUGGACGCAUUUUUACCAUUCCAAAUCGAAGAUGCCUCAUCUUCUGCGUUUGUUCUAUACCUGAUCCGCUCAAUUGCCCCUUCGCUCGUCUCAAAUGACACUUGGUGCGAGAGCUUGGAGUGUGUACUAGAUAAACUCAUUGCCAAGGGGAACCUAGCUGGGCCACUUCGAAGGCUUGAACUCAAGCAAUUAGAGCAGAUACUCGCGCCUUUGACGCCAAAAUUGUCCACUCACCAUUUGCCCCCAGUCAAUCUGGAUGGAGGCAAUGAAAUCAGUGAGGAGGCUUAUUCCUUCGAUCAUGACGAAUUUGAAUGGGAUAUGUUGGCACUGAAUCCAUCAGUCAGUCUUCCGCCGCGGGAAUUGUUGGAUCUUGCAGAUCAGUUAGAUGUGGAGGGAAUCAUGCAAUCUGUGGGGGUUUGA
This is a messenger RNA of Penicillium paradoxum, 2040 nucleotides long. Its product is annotated as Zn(II)2Cys6 transcription factor. The transcript is spliced from 11 exons. The record is from RefSeq and is a predicted model, not a curated record. NCBI's taxonomy places the organism in Eukaryota, Fungi, Ascomycota, Eurotiomycetes, Eurotiales, Aspergillaceae. The coding region runs from base 1 to 2040 and encodes 679 amino acids. Gene Ontology annotation, cellular component: nucleus. Gene Ontology annotation, biological process: positive regulation of transcription by RNA polymerase II; DNA-templated transcription. Gene Ontology annotation, molecular function: zinc ion binding; DNA-binding transcription factor activity, RNA polymerase II-specific; sequence-specific DNA binding.